UCGUGUACGAGAGCUCAUUCAGAGCUGUACACGUAGUAUGUGUAGUUCCUUGGGAGCCUGAGAAUGGGAAAGGAAGGCACUGACUGCUGCAAGCAAGAAGUCAUAUGCUGAUUUACAGAUGGCUGGCACCACAGAUUGUAUGCAGAGAUGGGUUGGACAUGUUGCCUUGGUUACAGGAGCCUCAACAGGUAUUGGUCAAGGUAUAGCCAGGUCGCUAGUCAAACAUGGAAUGAAAGUUAUUGGCUGCGCAAGGAACAUCAAGGCUAUUCAGGAUGACAUGCAGAUGUUGUCAAGUGAUAGCUCAAUAUCCGGUUCACUACAUGCUAUCAAGUGUGAUUUGACAAAGGAAGACGAGAUUCUUGCUAUGUUUGCUGAAAUCAAAGAGAAGUUUGGUGGAGUGGAUGUCUGUAUAAAUAAUGCAGGUCUAAAUCAUGCCAGGUCUAUUGGUGCUGGAAGUAUGGGUAUUCUGAAUGGAGAAACGGACAAGUGGAGAAAUAUGCUUGAAUUGAAUGUUUUAGCUCCAGCUGUAUGUACCCGGGAGGCUGUGAAGCAGAUGGAAGAGAAAGGAACUAAAGAUGGCCAGAUUAUUAUGAUCGGCAGUCUUUCUGGUCACAGAAUUACCCAGCUAAAAGAGAUACACUUUUACUGUGUCACCAAAUAUGGGAUAACUGCCAUGAUUGAAGGCAUCAGAAUAGAGCUAAGAGAAAAGAACAGCAGAAUCAGAGUAGCAGCAAUCUCACCAGGCAUAGUAGAAACAGAGUUUAGACAACGCAUGUAUCCCGACGAAGACCCUGAAAAGGCAAACAAACUUUACCGAACCAUGGAAGAGCCAUUGCAAGUUGAUGAUAUCGCAGAGGCAGUUUUGUACAUACUUCAAACACCACCACAUGUUCAGGUUCAUGACAUCAUGCUUCGACCAACAGCUCAGAAGACUUAAGUCACAAAAGAAAAGACCCCUACCCCAGCAAUACAACGAGUGUAACAAGCCUUGCAGAGACAACCAAUGAUAAACGGACAAUUAAGGCAACAGAACGUGUUACAGAAAUAAUCACACUAGCUAGUACUGAUGUUGUGUACUUUUCCUAACUUGUCGGACUCUUUUCUCUUAUUAAAUUAUUUGUUGUAGCGGUAGCUUGGUUUCUGCGAUUUCUGAAGCUGAGACCAUUCAAUAAUGUUAUUCAGCUCUAACUAGCAAAGUACCCAUGAGACAGGUUUGAAAGUAUGUGGAUGUUGGGGGUACACAUGUACAGGGUGGGUACAAAAACUCAAUCAUUAGAUGCUGCGAUUUUUUUAAGAACAAGUCAAUUUUUGAACAAGUAAUGUCCAUUUAUAAGUAGGUCAUGGAUUUACCUUUACAACGGUGAAAGAAUGGGGAUGAUUGAUAAAGGUUUUCUAGAGGUAUGCUUAUUGGGUGAUUGGUUUAUUUUAAACAUUUCGAAAGUCACGGCAAGAGGUCUUAUGUCUGUAAUUGACAUAGAAUGAGAUUUCGGGUUAAAUUUGAACCAAUUUCUAAAACAAUUAGAAGAAAUACGGUUUGUGGCAAAUUUAAAGCACAAAUUCGUCUCUUCUGUGGGACAUAGUUUGUAACCAACAAGUAGAAAUGGCAUCAGCCAAGUUUUUAUAUUCUCUGCCUAAGCAAAGUAAAUCAAGUUAAAGGCCUAUAUUUGAUGGGGCGAGGCUAUUUGUUUUUCUCCAAAAAUCUUCAUAAAUUAUAUCUAGAGGAUGUACAAAGGGAUUUUUUUUUUCAAGAAGGAAAGAUCUAUCCUUGAAUCUUACUUUGUGCAAAACAAAUCGUAGGUUGAACGAUUUUUGAAAUUCACUGUAUGUCAACAUUUGCAUGCAUUUUAGGGAGACGUUUUUCAAUUAUAUUCCCACCUGGACCAAAAACAAGUGAAAAUGCUCUAAUAAAUAAAGAGAUAUACACGAUAAAGAGAUAUACUAAUAAAGAGAUA
This is a messenger RNA of Asterias rubens (European starfish), 1952 nucleotides long. Its product is annotated as dehydrogenase/reductase SDR family member 11-like. The record is from RefSeq and is a predicted model, not a curated record. NCBI's taxonomy places the organism in Eukaryota, Metazoa, Echinodermata, Asteroidea, Forcipulatida, Asteriidae. The coding region runs from base 119 to 937 and encodes 272 amino acids. The transcript is spliced from 8 exons. Gene Ontology annotation, molecular function: oxidoreductase activity.